Capronia epimyces CBS 606.96 is the source of this 1668-nucleotide messenger RNA. RefSeq lists its product as uncharacterized. The record is from RefSeq and is a predicted model, not a curated record. Lineage: Eukaryota; Fungi; Ascomycota; Eurotiomycetes; Chaetothyriales; Herpotrichiellaceae. The coding region runs from base 1 to 1668 and encodes 555 amino acids. Gene Ontology annotation, molecular function: shikimate 3-dehydrogenase (NADP+) activity; 3-dehydroquinate dehydratase activity. Gene Ontology annotation, biological process: shikimate metabolic process; chorismate biosynthetic process. The transcript has 2 exons.
AUGUCGAUCGACGGCGCAGACCAGUACGAUGUUAUUUCUCAAAGGUACCGCAAGGGGCUGCACACUUACAUCAUCACGCUCAAAUUCCCUGACCUUUCUGUGGUUCAUCAGGAUGACCUAGAACGCAUUGGCUACGGAGGCGACGUCUGGGAAUUCCGAGCAGAUUUGCUAGAGUGUCCUUUACUUGGGAAGACGGCCGUGCAACCGAUUCAGUUUAUCAGGAACCAGCUGCAGAUCCUUCAACGGUCGACCCAGCUCCCCAUUCUCUUCACGGUGCGCACCGUUUCACAAGGAGGUAGAUUCCCGGAUGACGCGGCGCACGAAGCACUGGCGCUGAUGAAGCUCGCUGUUGAGCUGGGCUGUGCGUACAUCGACGUGGAAAUUAACUGGCCGGCCUUCGUGAUUGACGAAAUCCGUGCUCUGGUGACUUCUUCGCGGAUUGUCGCUUCCUACCACGAGCUCUCGACGAACGUGAGAUGGACGAGCGCGGUACUGCAGGAGAAACUGGUGGCACUCGAUGCAGUUGGUGAUGUGCUGAAGCUAUGUGUUCAGUCGGUAGACAUCAACGACAAUCUUGAGCACGGCCUCUUCCUUCGGGACUAUCAGAGGUGCAUGGAAAAGCCCAUCAUCGCUGUGGCCAUGGGCCUUCAUGGACGACUGUCACGGUUCUUGGCCCCCAUCGCCUUUGUGGCACACAGGUUGAUCCCGCAACCGCCUGAAAGUGAACAAUUAACCUUGUCACAAAUCAAUCAAGCCUUGUGGCUCCUCGGCCAACUCCCAACGAGGAAGUUUGUUCUUGCUGGAAUCGAUCCAUUUCACUCUUCAAUCCCGUUCCUUGCGGCGUUCGAGGAUUUGGGCUUGCCCUACAGCAUCUAUGAAGCAAAUCAUAAUUGGCAAACCGUUGCGGCGCGACCCGACUUUGGUGGCGCCUGUUCAUCUGGGUGGGAACUCCAAGUAGGCCAGAACAUGCCAGAGUUGGAGCUUUCGCCUGCUGCUCGAACAAUUGGACUUGUCGACACAAUCUCGGUCACAGAUACGUCAGGCGAGCGGUUACUUUGUGGCGACAACACGACAUGGACCGCGAUCAAGGCUUGUAUUGGAAAGUGCAAGAUGGCCUGUGCUAGCAAGACAACAGUUCUCGUCGUCGGAGUCGGUCAACGAUCUAGGGCAGCGUGUUAUGCCGCUCAACGUCUAGGGGUCCGGAAUAUAAUUGUUAUCAGCGCGGAUGAAGACAAAGCGCAGGCGAUGGCGGUCGACUUCCAUGGUCGUUCCUCGAGACCGACAGAGCUUAAGGAUGUAAUGGAGUCUUUGGCCAUGGACGAGGGCCUGAUUGUCUUCAAGUGUGGUGGACACGAUCUGCAAGACGAAGAGUUGAGCGAACAUGUACCUUCCCAAUUGGAUCCCGUGUGCAUCGAACUCGAGCUCGAGCUCGAGCUAGGGCAGACACCUCACUCGCGAGACUGGGCGAGCACAGCAAGGUACCCCGCACACUGGAAGGUAUAUACACUCAGUGACGUCCUGAGAGAGCAGUCUUACCUGCAAUUCGAGAGUUGGACCCAGAGACAGGCUCCCAGGUUGGUGAUGAAGUCUGCAAUGAAGGCUCAGGCCAGGCUUUCCCCUAAGAAGGGGCGACCAGAACUCCAGGAAUAUCCCAGGGCAUUGAUAUAG